AUGGCGGAGACGGCCUACCUCCAGGAGAACGUGGGCGAAGCCUUAAAGAUGGCGCUGGCGGCCAUGGUCGUCGACCAGCCGGACGACGCCGUCGAGUUCAUCGGGACCUACCUCGUGAACCACGCCACGAAGCACGAGCGCGAGGAGGCGCGCGCCAAGAAGUACGCGUCCCUCGCGGAGUCCAUCGCCGUCAGCGACGCGGCGGCCGCCGAGGUCGCGGCGGCCGCGGAGGCGCGGCGGACGGCGUCGGACCCGACCGAGGCCGAGGCCGAGCUGGAUAAGGAGUUAGAGGAGACGGACGACGUCGAGAGUUUGUACCCCCAGCUCAUGGACGCGGUCCGGCGCCAGACGGGCUGCACGGCGGCCUACGUCGGUGUGAAGGGCGAGAAGGAGGGCGUGCCUUUGAUAGGUUUUUGCGGCGCGUCCGAGGGCUGCGACAUGGCGGGGAACGUGCUCAAGGGCGGUAUUGGUGAAGACGAGCCCGCCGAGGGCGUGACGUUCGACCUGUUCCAGCAGCGCGAGGAGUACGAGGAGGAGCUCGCGGCGGCGACGGCCGCCGUCGAGGAGGCCACGGGGCCGGCGACGGAAGCCGAGGCGCCCGUGGCCGAGGCCCAGGCCGCCGUCGACGGCGCGCAGGCGGCCGUCGACGAGAAGAAGGCCCUCGAGGGCGACGACGCGGACCCCGAAGGCCUGGCCGAGGCCGAGAAGGCGCUGGAAGGGGCGCAAGCAACGUUAGCCGAGGCCCAGAAAACAUUAGAUGAGGCCCAGAAGACUCUAACGGAAGCGGAAGCGGCCAAGGACGCGGUCCUGCAGUACCCGUCCCGAGCUUUCGUGGCGAACGUCGUCCGCGAAGACCGCAUCAAGUUCUUCGGCAUCCCGCGCUGCGGCUCGUACUGCGCGGCGGCGGUGAAGUACGACAGCGCGCUGCACGCCGAGGGCAUCGGCGAGCCCGUGCCCGAGGAGCCGGCGGAGGAGGCGCCCGAGGCGCCGGAGGAGGGCGCGGAGCCGGCCGAGGAGCCGGCGCCGCCGGCGCGCGCGCCGAAGAACCAGCCCGUCAUCGUGCCGGUCGAGCGCGUGCUCUGCGUGCACGCCAUGGGCCAGGCCAAGGACCUCGCCGAGGACAAGCAGCUGCUCGUCGAGGCGUGGGCGAAGAAACUGGGCGAGGCGCACGCGCGCGCGGACGCGAAGCGCUGGGCCGCGUCGGCGAUGCUCCGCGAGGACGCGGCCGAGGCCGCCGAGGCGCGCCGCGAGGCCGCUUCCACGGCGGAAGCCGAGGCCGCGACGGCGGCCGAGGCCGCCGCGGCCGAGCGGACCGAGGGCUACGGCGAGGACGGCGCGCCCGACGGCGCCGAGGACCGCGCGGCGGCCGAGGCCGCCGUCGCGUCCGCCGAGGCCGUGCUGGCGACCUACGCGGACGCCCUUUCCGAGCUCGCCCGCGACAAGAUCCCGCCGAGCGAGGCGGCCGUCGCGUCGCUGCAGGCGUCGCUGCUGGUCUGCGGCGUGUCGUCCGAAAGCUGCGCGUCGUUCACGGGCGCGCCGGACUGGGCCAAGGCCGCGGCCGCCCUGGCCGAGGCGCUGCCCACGCUGUCGGGCGAGGGCAAGAAGGACUUCGUCUCAUUAAUAGCGGCCGACGCCGACGGCUCCGCGCCGCUCGAGGGCGUCGACGUCGAGGCGGCCAAGGCGGCGGCCGAGGCGGCGCCGGGCGACGACGGCUUCUACGCCGCCGACGCGCUGGCCAAGCUCAGCGCCUGGGCCGCGGCCCUCGCCGCGCUCUGGGACCUCGUCAAGGCGCAGAAGCAGGCCGCCGACGAGGCCGAGGCCGCCGCGGAGGCGGAGGACGACUGAGCGCUCCCCGCCCUAUAUAUCAGUAAGGAGAGGGUCCGAACGUGUCGGGAAAACAGCUAAGGGCUAAGGCUGAG
Pelagomonas calceolata is the source of this 1919-nucleotide messenger RNA. Lineage: Eukaryota; Pelagophyceae; Pelagomonadales; Pelagomonadaceae. The record is from the annotation of a GenBank genome assembly.